Messenger RNA from Lolium rigidum, 917 nucleotides. RefSeq names its product auxin-responsive protein SAUR32-like. NCBI's taxonomy places the organism in Eukaryota, Viridiplantae, Streptophyta, Magnoliopsida, Poales, Poaceae. The transcript has a single exon. The record is from RefSeq and is a predicted model, not a curated record. The coding region runs from base 282 to 620 and encodes 112 amino acids. Gene Ontology annotation, biological process: response to auxin.
UAUAAAACGUCUCGCCUCCCCUCAUCCUCUUCCUCCCUCACCAUCGUCAUCUCAUCUCAAAGAAAUAAGAACAGAUCAGAAGCACAACCAUGUCCAACGUGCCCACCUCCCUCCGCGACUCCUCCCUCACCGUCUUCCGCCUCGCCAUCUCCAGCUCCGACCCCUGGCCCUUCUCUUCCUAACCUUCCCCCAACUCCCCAGCUAGCUCCCUCAACCUCUCCGAUCUUCUCCUUCACCACAGCAAAGCUCAGAGUGUCCUGUCCAAUCCUCGACCGCUCGCGAUGCCGCACCGGCAGCAAGGGGCGCCCAAGGGGUGCGUGACGGUCCGGGUGGGCGCCGAGGGCGAGGAGCAGCGCCGGUUCGCGGUCCCGCUGGGCCACCUCAGCCACCCACUCUUCGCCGAGCUGCUCGAGGAGGCCGAGCGCGAGUACGGCUUCCGGCACCAGGGCGCCAUCGCCAUCCCCUGCCAAGUCGACCGCUUCGUCCAGGUCGAGAGCGUCAUCGACCGCGACCUCGGUGACCACCGACACCUCGUCGACCUCGACAACUGCGGCGCCACCGUCACCGCCGGACAUGGCCACGGCCACCUGCCGCGCUUCGUCGGCUGCUUCCGCGACUGAUGCACGGCCGCGGAUCGAUCGGUCGAGCUGCUCGGUUGUUGUAACUCUUGAUGUUUCUUUAGGCUCUCCCGUGUUGCCGUUGGUUUGUUACGGUUGUCUCAAUUGGUUUGGUGCGAGGAGAAAUCGGACCAAGAACUUCGAGAUUGUUGAUGAUGAUGAUGAAAAAUUGUGAUUGAUGUAAGUGUAAAGAUAGAACAGAACUUCGAGGUUUCUUGAUGAUGAUGAAAAUUGUGAUUAAUGUAACUGUAAAGACAGAAUAUUAGACCCUUUCUCCUUUGUCGAUAUACUUUGCUUUGA